Messenger RNA from Diospyros lotus (date-plum), 2401 nucleotides. Its product is annotated as ethylene-responsive transcription factor ERF054-like. The record is from RefSeq and is a predicted model, not a curated record. Bases 406 to 1572 code for a protein of 388 amino acids. NCBI's taxonomy places the organism in Eukaryota, Viridiplantae, Streptophyta, Magnoliopsida, Ericales, Ebenaceae. Gene Ontology annotation, molecular function: DNA-binding transcription factor activity; DNA binding. The transcript has a single exon. Gene Ontology annotation, biological process: regulation of DNA-templated transcription.
UUCGCCUCUCACUCUCUAUCAAAAACGAUCCGCUGCUUUUCCUGCUCUUGAUUCUCUCAGCCGCACCAAAACAACAAACAAAAAUAUAGCAAAUUCGAAGGUUCGAUUCGUCUCCGAUCGCCGUCCGUGCCGCUCGCUCUCUCGCCGGAAUGGGUCGCUCUAAAUUUGGUGCUUCUGUUGGGGUUUCGGGUAACUGAAGUCCAGAUUCGGAAUUGGGUCUUGUUUUUUUGAUUUGGGACCGAAUUGGGAUCUGGGUUUUGGACUUUUAUUGUUCUGGUGAAGUGGGUUUUCGACCCAUUUGAGUUUGGUUCUUGUUUUUUUUUAUUUGAUUUGGCGAUCCAUCUGAAGUUCUCUUGAUUCCGUGAGAGCGAGCGGCGGGCUUUCGAGCUUUUGUUUGUUGUGGCAAUGGCGGCUUCUAGGAAAAGCGGCAAGUCGAUGAAGGGCGUUGAAGAAACGGAGAGCCAGCAAUGGAAGCCGGUUUUUGAUGAAGCUUAUUCUAUGUCGAAUAGGCCCCUGAAGAAGGUGAAAAGCCCUGAACGAGAAGACCCAUUUCAAUCCUCUGAUGCCCCAUCAAUGGCUUUCCCCCCUCCUCCUACUUCUUCUUCUUCUUCUUCUUCUUCUUCUUCUUCUUCAAGGCUCUUAUUUCCUUUUGCCGUCGAUGGUUCUCAGCCAUCCAUGGAAAACUUGCACCAAUUCAGACCCCAUCCUCUGCCACUCUACAAUCAAAACCAGCAGCAGAUGAUUUCUUUUGCUCCGCCUCCCCAGGCCGCCGGAUUUCCUCCCUACUUCGCCGGCGACGCGGCGGUGCUGCACCAGCAACAGCAGCAGAUGCUGCAGUAUUGGAGUGAUUCGCUGAAUUUGAGUCCACGUGGCAGGAUGAUGAUGAUGAGCCGACUGGGGCAGGAAAGCCGGGGCUUGUUCCGGCCACCAUUGCCACCGGUCUCCCCCACCAAGCUUUACCGGGGAGUGAGGCAGAGACAUUGGGGCAAAUGGGUGGCUGAAAUUCGCCUCCCCAGAAACCGGCACCGCCUCUGGCUCGGCACAUUCGACACCGCCGAAGACGCCGCCAUGGCCUACGAUCGCGAGGCCUUUAAACUCCGGGGAGAGAACGCCCGCCUCAAUUUCCCCGAACUCUUCCUCAACAAGAACAGACCUGCCUCGACGGAGCCGGCGUCGUCGUCGUCGUCGGCGUCAAAGGGCCAGAACUUGGAGGCUUCCGCCAUGGAAACGCCGCCGCAGCCUGAGAAUGUCAAUCCCAGCGAGGGCGAGGCCGCUAGCAGAGACGAAGUUGAGGUCGUCGCCGGGAGCUCCGCCGGGGAAGCUGUUUCGGAGUCGUCGGAAUUGGCGUGGGGCUAUACGGCGGAGGCUUGGUUGAAUGCGAUACAGUCUGGUUGGGGCCCCGGCAGCCCGGUUUGGGAUGAUUUUGAUACUGCCAACAAUCUUCUGUUGCCUUCCAAUUUUCCCUUCCCGCCGGAUUCCACUGGUUCCGAUCAGAAACCGCCGGACUCCGCGUUCUCGGGGUCAUCCUCUUCAUGUCCAAUGAAGCCCUUCCUCUGGAAAGAUCAGGACUAAUCUUUACAGUCCAUUCAACUCCUUUGGUCCACUUGCAUUGGGUAAGACUCUUACCUGAGUGUGCAAGGUUGACGAUAUCCAUACCAAUUCAAGUCGAUUCUAUAUUCUUCUCACUUCCUUGCCAACCAUGCUACCUCUCUCUGGAAAAUGGAGAAAAGUUUUUAGACAAUCUCCUCAGAUUUCCUCACUAGGUGUUGCAGAUUUUUCUGAGAAACAGCCUGUGAUUCCGUUUCUUUCUUUCCCUCUCACUGUCACUGGUUGCAGAUUUUUUAACCCGACAACCUGUGAUUCUCUUUGGAGCAUUGCGACUUCUUUUCCACCAUUUUGACUUGCUUUCCCAUUGAUCAUUUCCACAAAGGCUGCAUAUUUUAGGCCUUUCUGGCAGCAAUAUUAAUUAGAACCAACCAUAUGGCUUAUGUUAUGCUUAGCUUCUUUACUUUUGUAUUUGGCUGUUGUUGAUGUUUUAGUGGAUAUAUAUAUAUAUAUAUAUAUAUUGUAGUUGAUGUUGUUUAGGAUAUAGAUAGUUAAGGGUUAGAAGGGAGACAGUUUUGUGAUCUCCACCAUUGUUCCAUCCAUCACAAGCUCUGUUUUUCCAGCUCUGAUGAGGAUGAGAUCAAUAUUAUUCUAUGUUUCCUCUGUACAUUGUGAGAUGUGUUGUUGUCACAUUAUUGCCACGCCAUGUUUAUUUCACUAAUAUAGUUGAUCAUUUCCAUCCUUUGUAAACAUUUUUCUUUCUCCAGCGUAGCUUAUAGGUUAAGGUUUGUAAUUAUUAUUGUUAUUUGUACUGUCGGUUAUAAUAUUAUAAAUUUUACACUCCCGUUGUUUCUUA